Molecule: messenger RNA, 2784 nt
Organism: Salvelinus sp. IW2-2015
Lineage: Eukaryota; Metazoa; Chordata; Actinopteri; Salmoniformes; Salmonidae
Product: calcipressin-2
Biological process (GO): calcium-mediated signaling
Cellular component (GO): nucleus; cytoplasm
Molecular function (GO): calcium-dependent protein serine/threonine phosphatase regulator activity; nucleic acid binding
Source: RefSeq, a predicted model, not a curated record
GUUAAAUUGACACUCCGCUCUCUGGUAGACUAUUGGUCAAAGAAUGCCCCCUGUGGACAUAGCUGUAUUUCAUUACUGGGUAACAAACAUCAUUUGGAUGCCGGAGGACAGUCAUUGGUGAGUCAAACUGUCUGCAAAAACGUCAGGAGAUUAUCGGCGCGCAGCUGGAAUGCAAGGUUGAUUCACAAAGAAGAGUGAGGAGGUAGAGAGACAACGCCGAAGACACCACAGUCGGACCGAAUCACACCGCACAGCCAUGAAGGGGGAGCAUUUAUUUUCCAACCUGAGAAACGCCACGUUCUACCAGCGGGUCUACCUACUGGGGGGCGAGGAGCUGCUGGUACUGCAAAGCACUGUGGGACAUCCCGCGCUGGGCGACAGCUUCCACCAGAUCACCGACUUUAACGACCUGCCCACCUCCCUUUUCGCCUGCAACGUGGACCAGUCUGUGUUUGAGGAUCAGGAGGGCAAGGAGAUGUUCGAGUCCCUGUUCCUGGCCUACGAUGAGCGAGUGACGUUUCAGCUGUUCAAGAGCUUCCGGCGUGUCCGCAUCAACUUCAGCAACCCCAAAGCAGCCGCCAGCGCCAGGAUAGAGCUGCACGAAACGCCCUUCAGAGGCAAGAAGCUCAAACUCUAUUUUGCCCAGGUCCAGAACCCAGUAUCAGAUGGUGAUAACCUGCACCUGGCUCCUCCUCAGCCCUCUAAACAGUUCCUCAUCUCCCCUCCCGGCUCACCGCCCAUUGGCUGGCAGCAGAUAGACGAGGCCACGACCGUCAUCAACUACGACCUGCUCUAUGCUGUGGCCAAGCUGGGCCCCGGAGAGAAGUUUGAGCUGCAUGCGGGAACAGAGUCCACCCCCAGUGUUGUUGUCCACGUCUGCGACAGCGACACCGAGGAAGUGGAGGAACCAAAGAAUUGCCCCAAACCAAAAAUCAUCCAGACCCGGCGCCCUGACCUUCCUACUUCUCACUGAACUCUGUCCCCCUGCCACUUCCUGCCGUAACAUCGUCAUCUGGAGGAAGGAGAAUCGAUCCCCCGUCUCUCUCUCACAGGAACAUUCCCCGUGUUCAGCACUCCCCACCCUACGGCCGCCCCGCCCGGGCCAGAAGGGGAGUGCUCUCUGUUCCUCAUCCUCGUCGACAUACAGCCGUUGAUGUGCUACAUGUAUGAUUGUGUUGGCAAUACUCCAUACUUACAUCAAGAUUCAGCCACCAUACCCUCAGUGAUUGGUUCCUGUCUGUAUGAUUCUGUUGUUGUAAUGUCACACAGUUAGCAGUGAUGGGGCAGCACCUUGCUUUGAGCUCGGUCCUCUGAUUGGCUUAGGGGCUGUGGCGAAUGCCAGUGUAAAGAAGCCCAUUGGUCGCCUUUAUAGACGUGUGUUAGCCUUGCUCUCGCUCCACUGCGUAUGUACCACAAGCACUGACAAUGAAUAGCGCUUCUCUCAUUAGGGCAUGCUAGCUACUGAGGUGGUGGGAUGACUCUGCCGCUGCAUGAGUUGAAGUAAUCUGAAGGAGCAUUAUGGUCAAUACUUUGUCUUAUAGUCCCUUCAAAUUGUCAGAGGUUAUUCAUCGUGUUAUCAGUGCUGUCUGUCGACCAUGGGAGUUCUUUCAAUCUUGCAUGCACUGGUCUGAUAUAGUUUGUGUGUUUACUUUGUUCUGUUUUCUGUAUGAAGCUGUCAAUUUGACCUCUCUCUCUCUCUUCUCUAACUUCUCUCUUUUAUCUCCCUGUGUUUUCUGGCUAUCGGUGUUCUUCACAGAAAACAAUGCUAAUAACAGUUACAAUCCAUGCAUCUUACAGUGAAAGCAUUAUGUACAAUGACAUUUCUGUGAUUGUUCCUCAAUGUCAAUCUUUCUGUGUCCAUGUCUUGUCCCUGAAAGUCUGUUUCAAGAAAAAGGAGUAUAAGAAAACAAAAGAAAAAACUUAACAAAGAAAAAACGGAAUGCCUGGUGGCCACCUUUUCCUCAUAGGCUGAAAUGGAAAGCCAAUCAUAUAUCAUCACGUGAAGCCAGUCUAUAAAGUGCAUGGUUACAUUUUUAUAGAGAUAUUGUGUUGUCUGAGAACCGUGGUUCAGUCAUGGGAUUUCCUCGUGUUUCCUUUAUGUGCCUCUGUAGGGAGCGAGAAAGAAACAUUUAUUCAAACUCACAACGAAGAAAAUAAAUGCAUGAUGAUGAUCCUGAGAGGAGUAAAACAGAAAAAAAUGAUGUUGUUACAGAGUUAUGUUACACAAAUCUUCCAAGUGCUAUUACACAGUUUCUGUCGAGAUGGUCAAGGGGAAUUACAUACUGUACUCACACACACAACCAUGUUUGUUUUCCUUUAUUGUGUGUUUUGUUUUUCCUGUGUUGGUGUGCCUGGUUUAACUCAUAGGCAGUAGAACAAGCCCUGUACAAAUUGGACCUCCCUGUCUAUUUGUGGAGAACUGGCGUUGUGAUCAAUUUUCUAUUGUCCAAACUAUUGACCCAUCCUGUUUCAGACAUUGCACCUACACUCUGAUUCUACAUUACUGUGACCCACUGAUUCAACCCUGGGUGCUUUUAUACACUCUAACGCCUCACUCUAAACCCUCACUGUAACCCCUCACUGUACAUCAUUCCAAUCCCCAUCUCUGAUAAUGAUGGCUCAAAUGAACAGAUUUGAUACCCAGUUCAAAGUGCACUAACUUAUUUUUUUUUAUUCCAACCAGCUCCAGUAGGUUGUAGUUUUAUUCCAACCAGCUCCAGUAGGUUGUAGUUUAAUUCCAACCAGUUCCAGUAGGUUGUAGUUUUUAUUCCAACGCAGCUCCAG